AACUCUGUUUUCUUAACAGUUCUAUUACAUAAAAUAUUGAAUAUAAUAUUGUCUAUCGUCAAGAUGACUUCUGGCCUGAUGAUUUCUCGCACAGUGAUGCGAAAAUCAUAUCAGAGCCUGCUUGGUAUGUCAUUCUCGUCUCUGAGAACUUCUGCUACUAUGGCCAAGACCCAAGAUUCCCCUCGUAUGAAAAAGUUUUCUAUUUAUCGAUGGGAUCCUGAGAAAAAAGGAAAACUACCAGUCAUGCAGAUUUAUGAAGUUGAUCUGGACGACUGUGGCCCUAUGGUUCUUGAUGCUCUCAUAAAAAUUAAAAAUGAGAUUGACCCAACGCUAACAUUUCGGAGAUCUUGCAGAGAAGGAAUAUGUGGUUCAUGUGCCAUGAACAUCAAUGGUGGAAAUCAUCUGGCAUGCCUUUCAAAAAUUGAUGAAAACCUGAAAAAGACAACAAGGAUUUAUCCUCUUCCUCAUAUGUUCGUUGUGAAAGACCUUGUCCCUGAUAUGAAUAAUUUUUACGCUCAAUACCGAUCAAUCGAGCCCUACUUGAAGCAAAAGGAUGCCAGCAAGAAAGGAGUUGAAAAUUAUCAAUCGGUGGAAGACAGGCAAAAGUUGGAUGGUCUGUAUGAAUGCAUCUUGUGUGCUUGUUGUUCUACAUCAUGCCCAAGUUAUUGGUGGAGUUCUGACAAAUAUCUUGGCCCAGCAGUGUUGAUGCAAGCGUAUAGGUGGAUUAUUGAUAAUCGCGAUGACUACACUGAAGAAAGGCUUCAAAAACUAAAUGAUCCAUUUUCUGUUUUCAAAUGUCACACUAUCAUGAACUGUACUGCAACUUGUCCAAAAGGUCUCAACCCUGGUCUAGCAAUUGCAGAAAUCAAGAAACGAUUAGCCCAGUCAUAGUUAUGUUAUAACAGGGCGAUAAAUAUGUAUAAUAUUGUUAUGUGUUCCAUAUAUUCGUGAUAUUGACAGCACUCGAACAUCGGUAUCUCAAAUGUGGAGGCUGGCAAAAUAAAAACAAAAUUAUUUUUGUUGUUGAUUCUAAUUUAUCUAAAAUAUAUCUUUUCAGCUAGUGAGAAAUCCUGCCAGAAAGGCUUGUCAUUCAAAUAAAUAAAUAAAAAUGGUAAAGAUAUUUUCAAUUUCAUAUGAUAGAUAAAAGUAUUCUAGGAUUA
Messenger RNA from Styela clava, 1160 nucleotides. Its product is annotated as succinate dehydrogenase [ubiquinone] iron-sulfur subunit, mitochondrial-like. Gene Ontology annotation, biological process: tricarboxylic acid cycle; aerobic respiration; respiratory electron transport chain. Gene Ontology annotation, cellular component: mitochondrial membrane. NCBI's taxonomy places the organism in Eukaryota, Metazoa, Chordata, Ascidiacea, Stolidobranchia, Styelidae. Gene Ontology annotation, molecular function: oxidoreductase activity; 2 iron, 2 sulfur cluster binding; electron transfer activity. The record is from RefSeq and is a predicted model, not a curated record.